This is a messenger RNA of Entrophospora sp. SA101, 870 nucleotides long. Lineage: Eukaryota; Fungi; Glomeromycota; Glomeromycetes; Entrophosporales; Entrophosporaceae. The record is from the annotation of a GenBank genome assembly.
AUGAACAAUAAUCAAGGUGAAAGUGUGAUUCCAUUAAGGACACAUUCUAUCUAUAUGCCAUAUAUUGAUCAAGACCUUCAAAAUAGAUGGUUUGAUUUUGGUGCUGAUACCGUGAUUAACACAAAUAGACAUAUUAGAUUAACACAUGACCGACCUUCUCAAACAGGUUGGUUAUGGAGCCGUCUGCCAUUGACUUCUACGAAUUGGCAAGUUGAAUUUGAAUUUAAAAUUCAUGGAAAUAAUCCAACGCUUUUUGGUGAUGGAAUGGCUGUGUGGUUUACAACAGAACGUGCAAAACCUGGUCCUGUUUUUGGUUUUAUUGAUAAAUUUGAAGGCUUGGGGAUUUUUUUUGAUACUUAUCCUAAUGCCAAACAUAGUCAUUCUUUUCCUUAUGUUCUGGCUAUGGUUGGUGAUGGCAAAACUGAAUAUGAUCUUGGUAAUGAUGGUAAAAGUAAUGAGGUAGCAGGAUGUGAGGCUGAUAUACGUGGAAAACCUGUUCCGACAAAAGCUCGCAUUACAUAUUACAAGAAUACUUAUCUUGAGCUCAAGUUACAAUAUAAAGGUUGGGAUCAAUGGGAACCAUGUUUCACAAUUCCAAAUGUUACAAUUCCUAAUGUCGCUUAUCUUGGUUUUAGUGCAUUAACUGGUGAAGUUAGUGAUAAUCAUGACAUUAUCAGUGUCACAACAAACAAUAUUGUGUCAGUUCCUCCAAGGUUACACAAGCCAACUCUUAGAAACUCCGAUCCACAAGGAUCAUCAAAUUGGUCUAUAUUUGUUUACAUUCUUAAACUUAUUGCAACGGCCAUUUUUCUUGGUAUAUUGGUAUUGGUAUAUAGAAUGUAUAAAAGUCAAUCAAAUAAAAGAUUCUAA